Drosophila arizonae is the source of this 4861-nucleotide messenger RNA. It is a transcript of the gene inaE, whose product is annotated as inactivation no afterpotential E. Lineage: Eukaryota; Metazoa; Arthropoda; Insecta; Diptera; Drosophilidae. The record is from RefSeq and is a predicted model, not a curated record. Gene Ontology annotation, molecular function: lipoprotein lipase activity. Gene Ontology annotation, cellular component: cytoplasm; dendrite membrane; postsynaptic membrane. Gene Ontology annotation, biological process: arachidonate metabolic process; diacylglycerol catabolic process.
UCGUAAGAGCAGCAUCAGCUAAUUAAUUUACAUAUAGAAAUAAAACCAUGCAGAGCUUUAGGAGCGCACGGCUUUUGGCCAGCAGCAUGAGCACCAACAACAACAACAACAUCAUCAUUCGCCUAUAAACAAACGUGUGUGCAAAUCCAUAAAAAGCAACAAGAACAAGAAGUACAAGAAUGAAAACAAGUGCAAAUUGGGCCGCUGCGGCAAUCGAAAGCAAAUAGAUAGAAAAGAGAACGAACGAAAGGAAAAUACAUGGAGUGCUACCAGAGUAGCUAAGCAAUUAGCCAAAUAAAAUUAGUGAAGAUACAAAAACAAACAGUAAAGCACAAAAAAAAAGACAAAAGUGAAAGACGAAUAUCAAGCAACGGAAACCGUGUCGUUUUUGUCAAUCACAUACAACAAGAAGACGAAGCAGAACAAGAAGAAGAAGCCGCGUAACCACAACAUUGACACGCUGUACCGCAGCGGCGGCAGCCAGCGGGGCGCUGGCAACGAAUUGCGAUGCCUGGACUUGUGGUCUUCAGGCGUCGCUGGUCUGUGGGCUCCGAUGAUCUGGUAGUACCCGGUGCAUUUCUCUUGGCGCUUCACUUCAUAUGUUUUGUACUUGUGGCCGUCUCGUUAGUUUUAUUUGAGUAUGACACAAGUGUUUUAAGUGUUAAGCUAUUAUUCUAUCAUCUAAUAGGCUACUUGUUAAUACUAUUUUUUUCAAUAUGCGUAGAAAUAGGCAUUUGUGUGAUCUCGAUGCGCGGCAGCAUUUUGGACUCCGAGGCGCGUACAUCGAUCAAUAUAUGGAUAUAUCUCAAGAGUUUGGUGAUAUUAUUUGAUAUUUCAUGGCUAAUAUUGGGCUCCAUAUGGCUGUCCCAUUAUUAUAUGGAGGCACCCAUCGAUGAGGCAAAGAAGAUUUUCAUAGCCAUCAUCAUAUGCAACUGGACGUUGGUCUUUAUUACGCUUAUAACCAUCUGGUGCACAUUCGAUGCAGCAGGUCGUUCCUGGGUCAAGAUGAAGAAGUACCAGCGCUCCAUGCGAGAGACUGAAUCGCGAUUCAACUACAAGCGAAGCAACAGCAUGAAUCGCAACUGGCGGCAACGGAAAGUGAUGCGCGCCUACCAGGACAGUUGGGAUCAUCGCUGUCGUCUGCUCUUCUGCUGCAUGGGCUCGUCGGAGCGCAACCGGAACUCGUUCACGGACAUUGCGCGACUGCUGAGCGAUUUCUUUCGCGAACUGGAUGUGGUGCCAUCGGAUGUGGUCGCCGGCUUGGUCCUGUUGCGUAAAUUCCAGCGCCUCGAGCGCGAGGCGAUUGUCAGGCAGCGCAAGAAUGGGACAUACGAGUUCCUCAGCGGCGUGCCCAUCACGGAGCACACGCAGUUCCUAGCACUCAACGAUGCCAAAAACUAUGAUUUCUUUCAAACGGUCAUACACUACAUGUACUUCGCCCAGGGCGCCUACGGCUGGCCCAUGUACGUCAUCAUCAAUCGCAGCAAAAUGUGGCAUCUGGUGCCCGAGCUCAAAUGCUUUGGCUGCUGUUGCGGCAGCGGGGACGACAGUCAGGUGAUCCAGGACAACUGCUGCUACUGCAACUAUGCGGCCCUGAAGAAGACCCUGCAGCUGGGCGACAUCGACAUCGUCUACGCCACGUACCAUGUGGACGUGGGCGAGACGCCGUUCUUCGUGGCCGUCGACUACACGCAGAAGAAGAUCGUGAUCAGCAUCCGUGGCACGCUCAGCAUGAAGGACAUACUGACCGAUCUGAAUGCUGAGGGCGAGGUGCUGCCGCUGCAGCCGCCGCGCGACGAUUGGCUGGGCCACAAGGGCAUGGUGCAGGCGGCGAUCUAUAUACGUAACAAGCUGCAGCAGGAGAAUCUCAUUGAGCGCGCUCUGCAACGCAAUGCGGAUCGCUUGACACACACCUUCGAUCUGGUGCUGGUGGGGCACUCACUGGGCGCUGGCACUGCGGCCAUUUUGGCCAUUCUGCUCAAGCCGGACCAUCCGACACUGCAAUGCUUUAGCUAUUCGCCGCCCGGCGGACUGCUCAGCAUGCCGGCCGUGGAGUACUCCAAGUCGUUCAUAACGUCCGUGGUGCUCGGCAAGGAUGUGGUGCCGCGCAUCGGUCUCAAUCAAAUGGAGGCACUGCGCGCCGAUCUCAUCAAUGCCAUACAGCGCAGCGUCGAUCCCAAGUGGAAGACCAUCUCGUGCUCGGUCAUCUGCUGUGGCUGUGGCCCGGAGCCCACCUCUGUGGUCAACAUGUCCGGCCAGGACACGCACAUCAAUCGGUACCAGGAGGAGCGCGACACAGCUCGUUCGACGAGCGCCCAUCCGACGGACAGCUCAAUAGCUUUAACUCUGCAUCAGCCCUUAUAUCCGCCCGGUCGCAUCAUCCACAUUGUGCGGCAUCAUCCCAAGCCCGAUGAGCAAAAAUACGACAGUGGUUGGAGCAACAACAAGUUCGACAACACAAAAUACCGAUACCAGUGCACUGUGUCAUUGUCAGCAACAAGAAAUGUCCAUUCCAAUCAGAUCGCUCGUCAUGGUACUCAUCUAUCCAAUUGGAAUCCAAUUCAACUCUUACAUACAUAUGUUGUAACGACUAGCGGCCCACGUAAGCCCCAGCGCCAGACCUCAAAUGCAUUCUCCACCACCUCGAUGGACCAGGACGACAACCAGCAAGCCGACCAGGAGCCCAAUCAUGACUCGGACCCAAAUCCAAAUCCGGAUACGGCUCGUCACUUGGCCGGCGCCGGCAGCAUAGCGCACCAGGAGCUGAUCGGUGCGCCGCACUGCAAACGUCCAGCGGACAGUUCCUAUUCGAAUUUGAGCAACUGCAUCAUGCUGACGCCCACGGCCCAGCACAAGCUCUGCCUGGAGACGUCGUUCACCAAUCUGCAGCACCAGCUGGAGCAGCGCGCGGCUCAGCCGCUGGCCGGCAGCAAGGCCUCGUCCAUAGCGGGCAGCAUCUUUGGGCGCAGCCAGCUCAGCUCCACCACCACUCCAUAUGACAUAUCAAGCGUCCUGGACGACAGCAUCACCACGGUGACGACGAUGCGCAAGAGUCCCUGCUCCAUGCUCAGCGAGACGACAACGGUGCUGCUCAAUGCCGAGGCUAGCGAGGCGCCACGGCUGCGCGCCGUCGCCUUCGACAUGGCGCCAACGCCGCCGCCGUCGCUGGCGGAGCUGCAGCCGCUGGCGCGGCAGCACUCGGAGCGCAAGCCGCGCUCUCUGCCCCUGACGCAGGCGCUGCGGCGCGCCUCGCUGGCCGGCCAGGCCGUGGACUUGCUGCACGACGACUGGUACGGCCUGGCGCCGCUGGCCAGCCCGGAGACCCUGUCCGAGAUCUCGAGCGUAUCCUCGCGCAGCAGCGUUCCGAUCAGCUUGGCCAACAGCGUCGAGCGCUAUCUGCAGCACAUGGGCGUGGGCGUGGGCAUGGGUGCGGCCGGGGUGGGCAAGGUGCCGCUGGAGGACAUAUUCGAAUCGCAGCUGCACACGCCCAAGGUGAUGCGGCGCGCGCCCAAGUUCAGCGAGAAUCUGUCCGGCUGUGCGGAGGACACACGCAACCUGGACCAGUACAAGCGGCUGGGCCGUGUCUUUGUCACAUUUCCGAGGAUCUUCCCCGAGCCGGGCGCCCACCACCACCAGCAGCUGCAGUACAAGCACAGCCUGGGCCUGGACUCCAACUCCAGCGACGACAGCUUCGAGUCGGCGCACAGCCUCCAUCGGCUGCAGCUGCCGGCGGCGGUGCCAUGCGCGGCCAGCUCCAAGUCGGCCGAACAGCUGGACGAGGAGGCGCGCUCCUCGCCCGCCAAGAAGCUCACGUUCAGCGACAGCAACAUCCUGGCCGACGAGCACUGCCUGCGCCUCUGCCCACACUGUCCCUGUCGGCGCGAUGGACGCGAUUGCUGCACGCGCUCCGCGCACGAUCAUCAGCAGUGCGCCAAGGCGGAGGCGACAACAGCGGCGACAUCGACGGCCACGUCGAUGGCAACGGCAACGGUUGGCUCCACGGACACCAACAGCAGCUUCUACAGCGCCAACUCGCAUUCAUCGCUGGAGCAGUUUGCCACGCCCAGCCGGCAGCAGCUGCAGCAGCAGGAGGCAGCGAAGCUGAACGGCGGUCAUGCGCUCAAUGAGAUCCUUAUACGUCCAGGUGUGCUGGAAUCGCACUUUCCCGUCUACGGCGGCGCCGCCGCCGCUCAGCCGGAGACGCCGGUCAUUGUGGCGCCGGCGUCGCCCUCGCCCCUGAGCAAUGGCGCCAGCAAGAAGGCCGAUGUGGUUGGUGGACGCGUGCGCAAGCGUCUGUCCUCCGAGGAGUUCGUGUUCGCGCGCAGCGAGGAUCUUCCCACUCUAGUACAAAUCGGUGAUAGGAACAACAGCAGCGGCGGCUCGCCCUCCACCCGGAAGCAGCGGCGUGGCUGCUGCGUGUAUCCCGUUGGCAAUAGCAUUCGCGUUGCCGGCGCCGAUGUGGAUGCAGCUGCUGCGACCGCCGCCAACGCCGCCGCCUUUCCCUCGUCCAUUAGCAAAUACUCCCGUACUCGCGUCACCGCGGCGGCAGCGGCAGCAGCGGCGGCAGCGACUGCAAAGCAAGGAAUAGAAAAUAGUGAAAGUAAUGUGUAAUAAGAAUAUAUAUACUAGAUAAAUAAGUGUAGUUGAAUGCAGUACCUAAGCAACCGCAACCGUAACCGUAACCGUAAACGCAACCGUAAUCGCAACUGAAACCAAAAGAUUAUUCAAUUUUAUUUGCGAUGUGCACCAAAUGAAUAGAGAGCAAAACUAAUUGAAAUUACAAUUUCGCAUACAUACCAACAAUAUAUAGCGUGUAAACACAGCGUUUAACAUGAAUAAAUGCAAUAUACAAAUAUUUUUU